This is a messenger RNA of Linum tenue, 3058 nucleotides long. Lineage: Eukaryota; Viridiplantae; Streptophyta; Magnoliopsida; Malpighiales; Linaceae. The record is from the annotation of a GenBank genome assembly.
AGUCGAUUUUUUUUAAACAAACAAAAAAGGAAAAAAAGGAGCGCGGCUCUUCCUUUUCGUCUCCUCCUCAAAGCUCCCUCCUGCUCUACCAUGGCGGACUAGUUGCUUCCUGUUCUUCUUCGGCGGACCAUCUAUCCCCAUCAUCCUUCUGCAAAUCUGCACCACCUUCUCUGCUUUUGCGCGUUUUCGAGCUACCAAUUCCACCUCUUAUCUCUUUUCUAAUUCAAGUUUUCGUCGAAUUAUUCAACUAGACCUCACGGUUCUUCUUCGCGUCUAACUGUUCGCUCACGUUUGAAGUUCUAGGGUUCGGGAGCGAGAAGUGAGCGCUGAGGUUACUGGUUUGCUUUGGUCGAGAGUAUUUAUUUUGUUCUUUCGGACGAUCAUUUGUUCUUAGUUCUUACUUUUUGCUCGGUCAUUGAGUCGUGCGUCUCUGCUGCUAUUGUGUGAACUGAGUAUCACUGCGCUGGAAAGACGACGGUGAGGCUGAGGAGUAGGGACGACCGUGGGGGUAAAAACACGGCAACUGAGGUUUGUGUUGUGGUGGAGAAGCUUUUGGAGUUUGUAAGCUGCUGGGAAUUAUUGAGGAGGAUUUCUUCAAGGAUUGAAGAAUUAGGGUUUUGGAGGUUUUGCUAGUUCUCUGUUUGAUCUUUUCGAGCGCGUAUUAGUUAGUUAUGGAUAUUGAUACAGCAGGAGGAAAUGAUGUUGUUAGCUAUUUGGAGCCUGAACUGUUGCAUCUUCCCGAGGUUUCUUCAUUUGAGCUCAAGCCGACUACUCAAAUCGCUGAAGAAUUGUUCUCUCAAUGGCUCUCUCUACCUGACACUAGCCGAUUGGUAAAAGCUUUAAUUAGGGAUGGGAAGGCUGGCCUUCCAAUCAAUCCUCACAGUAUCUCUUCUAGUGGUGGUGCUGGAGGUGGAAGCAAUCCACUGACUAAUGCCAGUCCACCUCCACUUUCCCCCAGGAGUUCCUGUGUUUCUCCACGCACUUUAAAGCAGAAAGUAAGCCCUUUCUCUCUAACGUCUCCCCGGAAGUUGGCUACCGAACCAGCCCAAGAAGUUAUACCUCAGUUCUAUUUCCAACAUGGUCGUCCACCAGCAAAUGAACUCAAGGAACAGUGUAUUUCUCGAAUCAAUCAACUUUUCAACAAUAAUCUCGAUGGGCUGCAUAUAGAUGAAUUCAAACUUGUUACAAGGGAAGUUUGCAAGCUUCCCUCCUUCUUCUCGCCUGCGCUUUUCAGGAGGAUAGAUGCUGAAUGCUAUGGGAUAGUCACAAGCCAAUGUGUGUCUCAGUUAGAACCUAAGUUCCUAUUUCAUUUGGUUUUCUGCAGGGAUGCAUUUCUAAAAUAUUGGGUGGAGAGCAAUAUGCUCACUAUGGAUAUGGCCACACAAGUCUUUGAAAUUUUAAAGCAGCCUAACCACCGCUACCUAACUAAGUCUGACUUCAAACCUGUUCUGGAAGAACUGCUAGCCACUCACCCCGGGUUGGAGUUCUUACAGGGAACGCCUGAGUUUCAAGAGAAAUAUGCCGAAACUGUCAUAUACAGAAUAUUUUACUACAUCAAUAGAUCAGGAAAUGGCCGUCUUACCCUAAGGGAGUUGAAACGCAGCAAUCUCAUCUUUGUCAUGCAACAAGUUGAUGACGAAGAGGAAAUUAACAAAAUUCUGAGGUACUUCUCUUAUGAGCAUUUCUACGUGAUAUAUUGCAAAUUCUGGGAGCUGGAUACAGACCAUGAUUACUUGCUGGACCGAGAGAAUCUUAUCAGAUAUGGUAAUCAUUGUCUUACAUACAGGAUUGUUGAUAGAAUAUUUUCACAGGUACCGAAGAAGUUUUCAAGCAAUAUGGAAGGAAAGAUGAGCUAUGAAGAUUUUGUUUAUUUCAUAUUGGCAGAGGAGAAUAAAUCAUCUGAACCUAGUCUUGAAUAUUGGUUCAAAUGCAUUGAUUUGGAUGGGAAUGGUGUCUUAACAUCCAGCGAGCUGCAAUACUUCUAUGAGGAGCAGCUGCAUCGAAUGAGUUGCAUGUCCCAGGAACCUGUGCUCUUUGAAGAUAUAUUGUGUCAAAUAGUUGACAUGAUUUCACCUGAGAGGGAAGGUUAUAUCACGCUGCACGACUUGAAAAGAAGCAAACUUUCGGGAAAUAUAUUUAACAUUCUUUUCAAUCUCAACAAAUUCAUGGCCUUUGAAAGCCGUGACCCAUUUCUCAUUCACCAGGAACGCGAGGAUCCAACUUUAACCGAAUGGGACCGUUUUGCACAUAGAGAAUAUGUCAGACUUUCAAUGGAGGAGGAUUCAGAGGCUGUCUCAAAUGGAAACGUAGAAGUCUGGGAAGAAUCUCUCGAGGCUCCAUUCUAGCACCUGAAUCCAGUUACAUUUCUCAAGAGGUAUUCGUCCGAUAUCGUGAGAUGGAAGGCAAUGGCUACUCAUCAGCUGCAGCAUUGUCGAUCCCACCCCUGAAUGUGUAAAUUUCGUUGGUCCGUGGUGAGAAAGCAGGAAGAGGUCAGUUCUGUUGUCUCCAGAAAAGCUUUGGCGCUAAUCAAAUUGAGAAGCACCAGGCCUCAAUGUAAGAACCAAACUUGGUUUGCAACCUCUGAAGCAAAAACUGCGGCCUUUCCCAGUCGACAACUCACUCGAGAACAAUUUGCGUAACUCACGUACCUAUUCAGGUGCCCCAUUUUUGUUUACAACCCCUUGAUUUUUUUCUUCGUUCUUUCAGUCUAUUUAUGUUAAGAGGUGGCUCUUUUUCUUCUUAUUUAUGAAAUGUGGAGACUAUUAUUACAAUACUUCUGGCCUCUGCACUCCCUUCAUAUAUUGUUCAGUUUUGGUUCAUUGUCAUGAUUGGCGAAUUGGCCUUUGCACGGCAGUUUUACCCGUUGGUCAAGUAUAGGAAAUAUAACAAGUUGAGCGAUUACUUGCAAUAAAAAAAGCCGAGCCGAAGGCCACCAUUGCAUAUGCAUACACAGCUAGUGAUGACCAUGAUCGUAUCUUACUACAACAAGCCAGGGGGGCGAAAAAUGCAAGAAGCGAAGCAAAGGAAUCGUGCAGCAAAUGGGAAGGGAAGGAAAUAC